AAUUCUAUAAAGCAGUUUCCUUGAGAGCUCUGAACGUGAGCCUUGAAAAGCUGAAAUACUCCAAGCUGCAAAAGAGAUCACUCUCUCCCUCUCUCUCCCACACUUUUCGACUCUAAAAACAAAAGGUAGGCAAUGCAACCAGAUGAGAAAUACCUUUUCACAUACAAAGGAUGUUAUUUCCAGCCAGAUUUGGCUUCAGUGGAGUACUUAGAUUCCCUGGAGGAUUUUGAAAUAAGAGACAGUGAUGUAUUUUUAGUCACUUAUCCAAAAUCAGGCACAAUAUGGACUCAAAAUAUUUUGAGCUUGAUUUAUCAUGAAGGUCACCGAGAUGGAACUGAAAAAGUCGACUUACUAGACAGGGCUCCGUGGCUGGAGUACAAUAUCCGCAAUGUGGAUUACGUCAGUCGUCCAUCACCUCGCCUCUUUGCUUCCCAUCUACCGUACUAUUUAGUACCCAAAGGGUUAAGGAACAGAAGAGCAAAAGUUGUUUAUGUGGCCAGAAACCCAAAGGAUGUCUUGGUUUCCUAUUACCAUUUUUCCAAAAUUGCAGUCAGAUUAGAAGAUGUAGAAGAUUUUGGAAUUUUCAUGGAGAGGUUUUUGGCUGGGAAGGUAAUUCCAAGUUUAUGGCUGGACCAUGUGGAAGGCUGGUACUCUCACAAGGAUGACUUCAAUAUUCUGUUUCUUACCUAUGAAGAAAUGAAGAAGGAUCUGAGAAGCUGUGUCUUGAAAUUAUGCAACUUCCUGGGAAAGAGACUGACGGAAAAGGAGGUGGAUGCUGUUGUGGAUCAGGCUACAUUUAAUAAAAUGAAAGCAGAUCCCAGGGCAAACUAUGAGUUCAUGCCACCGGAUCUCAUGGACCACAGCAAAGGACAUUUUCUUCGGAAAGGGAUGGAAUAUAUCUGGAGUUAUGGAUAUUUAUUUGACCACCACAAUGCACGUUCUUUCUGUCUGCUUCCUGGGCCAGGCACUGUUGGAGACUGGAAGAACACGAUGACAGUCGCACAAAGUGAAAGGUUUGACAGCGUUUUUAAAGAGAGAAUGGAAAAGCUGCCCUUCAAGUUCUGCUGGGACAUCCAUGAGGAAUCAUGAGUCUGCCUUCAACCUGGAAGGAUGAAAUACAGUACACUGUAUGCAUUUAAUCCAGCCCUAUUUGUAAGAGUUAGUAGAAAACAAAUCUCAUACGGCUUAAUAGCUUCCUAAUGUUCUAAUAUGUGCUGUAAUUUUUAAAAAACACCACAAAACAAUUACAUUUGUACUGUCCGCUUCUUCUCUUUCUACAUUCCAACAUGUCCUAAUUUCUGACCCCAUGUGCAAAAGUUAAGGAAUCCCAAACUAACUAUUGGGAUUAUUAAUUGUAUUUUAAAUUGGCACUGUUAUAUUGAGCCUAGCAUUGGAUUAUUGUAAUCGAAAAUUAAUAAAAAA
Podarcis muralis (Common wall lizard) is the source of this 1422-nucleotide messenger RNA. The record is from RefSeq and is a predicted model, not a curated record. NCBI's taxonomy places the organism in Eukaryota, Metazoa, Chordata, Lepidosauria, Squamata, Lacertidae.